Messenger RNA from Amborella trichopoda, 525 nucleotides. RefSeq lists its product as uncharacterized. NCBI's taxonomy places the organism in Eukaryota, Viridiplantae, Streptophyta, Magnoliopsida, Amborellales, Amborellaceae. The record is from RefSeq and is a predicted model, not a curated record.
AUGGACAAAGAAACAGGAGCAUCAAAACUGCAAGAUAAAGAGCCCCAAUUACCCAUAUGGGAAGCCACUCUAAGAGCCACAGUUCACAACCAACCUCCCCACAAAGUGUGGCAACUCUUAGAGGACUUCUUCUCCAUAGAGAAAUGGCUUCCGACCAUCGACAUCUGCAAGAAAAUCGAAGGGAUCAAUGGAAAACCAGGUUGUAUCAGAUACUGUGCCGCUAGCUCGAACAAAGUAGGAGAAAAUGACAUAGCUUGGGCCACUGAGAAGCUGGUUUUCAUUGAUUCUGCUGAGAGAAAAAUGAUUUAUGUGGUGACUGAUUCUAAUGUUGGGUUAGUUGGAUAUGAGGCAACAGUUAGUGUUUUGCCUGAAUCUCAUGAGAAUGAAGAGAAGGGGAGUGUGAUUGAUUGGUUCUUUAAGGUUGAACCUCAAACUUUUAUGAGCUAUGAGGGUUUGGUUGAAUAUGUAAAAAAUAGUUUGGAAUAUAUGGCCAAGAAGAUGGAAGAGUUUCUUUAUGAAGAAUAA